Messenger RNA from Microcebus murinus (gray mouse lemur), 1456 nucleotides. RefSeq names its product C-C motif chemokine ligand 19 (gene CCL19). The record is from RefSeq and is a predicted model, not a curated record. Gene Ontology annotation, biological process: positive regulation of cell migration; antimicrobial humoral immune response mediated by antimicrobial peptide; chemokine-mediated signaling pathway. Lineage: Eukaryota; Metazoa; Chordata; Mammalia; Primates; Cheirogaleidae. Gene Ontology annotation, molecular function: chemokine activity; CCR chemokine receptor binding. Gene Ontology annotation, cellular component: extracellular region.
UUAGCUGGCCAGCCCUUCUUCUUAGAAAUCCCCUCUUGGUUCCCAGGAUUGAGGGUAGAGGAAAGAUGAAGGGGCUAUUGCAGGCCAGCCUCCCUCCAGCUCUUCCUCUAACCUGGGUGUUGGACGUAGGAAAAUGGUGGAUUGGGGGAGGGGAGUCAGUGCUUGCUAAGCCAGGAGGUUGAAUCUCAGAGACCUGAGAUGUGGAAUGGGAGUCCUGGGCCUCCUCCUAAGGAAUGUUGCUGUUCAGCUCUGCUUGUCCUAAGGGAGGGAAUGAUUCCCAGAUGGUGGACUGGCAGGCACUGUGAUGGUCUGGGAGGCCACCCCAGGCUCUCAUGGCUGUCCUGAGGGUCCCAGGGAGCCUUCUUCCCCACCAGCCUGCACUAGAAGCACUAGUGAGGAUGAAGGACUCACCCUGGCCCCAACCGUGACUAUCACUUCUGAAUCCUGGCCCCAUGGUUGAUGACGCAAAUGCCACCAAUGAGAUGACAGUGCAAGCCCUCUCUCUGGAGUAACAGUGCAGAUUGCAGACUACUUAGGUUCUCAGAGCUGAAGCCAAGAAAACAGAAAAGGGGAAAAGCCGCUGAGAAGGAAAGAGAGAGGGCAGGGUCAGGUCUUGCUAGAAAGAGGGGGGCAGAGGGGAUCCACAGAGUGAGACAUGGAGGGGAUUUCUGGACAGAGAAAAAAAAGCUCCUAGCCAUAAAUAGGAAGCAGCCACUGGCUCACACAAGCUCACCAGCUCACACUCCUAGGCUCACACUCCUCACACCCUGCAAGGAUACCCGUGCACUUCCCAUUGCUCCCCUGCAUGCCCAGCCAGCCGCUGCCUCACACCGACUGCUGUGCACGCCCAGAGCCGCUCGCUCACACUCACUGCCAGUCUGCCUCUGUCGCCUCCAUGGCACCCCGUAUGAUCCCACUACUAGCCCUCAGCCUGCUGGCUCUUUGGACUUCCCCAGCCCCAGCUCUCGGUGGUGCCAACGAUGCUGAAGACUGCUGCCUGUCUGUGACCCAGCGCCCCAUCCCCGGGAACAUUGUGAGAGCCUUUCGAUACCUCCUCAUCAAAGAUGGCUGCAGGGUGCCUGCUGUUGUGUUCACCACGAUGAGAGGCUACCAGCUCUGUGCACCCCCAGACCAGCCCUGGGUGGACCGCAUCAUCCGGAGACUGACGAAGACCUUGGCCAAGAGCAAGCGCCACAGCAGUUAGCCCGUGACAGCGCCAAAGGGAGCCCUGUGUCUGAGUGGAGGCAUGUGAACCGCCCUGGCCUGGGGAACUGAGGACCAGAAUGGAGGCCCAGGCCUCCAGCUCCUCUGCAUCAGACCUGGCCCAGCCAGGGAAGGGCCUGGAGUGUCAAUGUGAGUGUGAGUGUGAGCAAGAGGGUGAGUGUGGUGAGAGCACCGCUUUUCCACAUCCGGACUGCAAUGUUUCUAAUAAAGCCACCUGGCACCCACAGAUCUA